GAAGAAGUAGAGGGAGUUGGUUUGUUCAUCAUACACAGGCGUGCAGUUCUAUUCAACCAGGUUUAACCCAGCGAUAAUUGAUGCUGAGCCUGAUUAAAUUAGUGCUCAGUACAGUUUCCGUAAUCCUAACCCCGGCAUCACUUGAAACCUGGGUUCAAAAUAUUGAGGCUGGGCAUCAACUCAUUUACAUAAUCAAGGCCCACUGCAGUACUCGGAACGUUCAUUUUCCUGCUCUUUUCCAAAUUUUUCAAAUCUUUUAUUGGACUGAAUCAUUACUUAGUAUCUACAUACAAUGCAACACAAUAAAGCAUGUAUCUGAGAAUGAAACUUAAAAUUUAAGACACACUGACCUGGGAACCAAUUAAUUGGACGGGUGAAAAAAAAACAAAAAAUCGCUUGGUGAAUCUUGGGAAGGGGAUGUUUUGAUGUACCCGAAGCAUGUGGUGUUGAAGUAGGCAGUUGAGGCAGUUUUGCAGAGUUAAUGGCGGCA
Messenger RNA from Lentinula edodes (shiitake mushroom), 490 nucleotides. RefSeq lists its product as uncharacterized. Lineage: Eukaryota; Fungi; Basidiomycota; Agaricomycetes; Agaricales; Omphalotaceae. The record is from RefSeq and is a predicted model, not a curated record. The transcript has a single exon. Bases 81 to 332 code for a protein of 83 amino acids.